AUGUCGUCCACAUGCCUGCACUUAGCCUCUCAGGACAGAAGGCGGAAGUCAAGUCAUGAUGGAGAUGAUAACGUCACAGAAAGUGAGAAACAUCUACAGAGUCUCCUGAAGCGUCAGAUAAAGACAGAUCUCACACUGACAGAGCAGCUCUCCCAACAUCGGUCCUUCUCUUUGGCUACAUCACAUGACCCGGAAGCGGAGAAGUUGACUGGGAUUCGCAGUUUGGACAAGUACAAAACAGUAAAUGACCUUGAUUCCAGAAUUGAUUUUUUGAGACACUGUGGUCUUGAUGAUGCGGAGAUUACCCUCAAAUUGAAGGAUGAGUUGAAAGAUAAGGUGACAGCGGUACCUACUGGAUACGGCGAGGAGCCACAGAGCAAGUUGCAGAAACUACAAAACAUUGAGAGCAAGAUCCAUGAGAAGGAAAGAUUGCUGAAAGUGCCUGAUACUUAUAAAGGAGCUCUAGAGUUGAGCAGGACAUUCUCUGCAGCUAGAGACAUGUCUGGGUCAGCGACAAGGGAAAGAACCUUCUUUCACAGACGUAGUCAUCACUCAGAAACAAUUUGA
This is a messenger RNA of Candidula unifasciata, 567 nucleotides long. NCBI's taxonomy places the organism in Eukaryota, Metazoa, Mollusca, Gastropoda, Stylommatophora, Geomitridae. The record is from the annotation of a GenBank genome assembly.